Messenger RNA from Momordica charantia (bitter melon), 780 nucleotides. NCBI's taxonomy places the organism in Eukaryota, Viridiplantae, Streptophyta, Magnoliopsida, Cucurbitales, Cucurbitaceae. The record is from RefSeq and is a predicted model, not a curated record.
CCUCCACAUAAUCUCUCUGUCUUCCCAUUUUCCUUUCCUCCUUCUCUCUCUACUCUCUCCCUCAUGAUUCCAGAGCUCGAGAAACCCAAGAUCACUGAGAUCAAGGUCCGGAUGGACUGUAAUGGGUGUGUUCAAAAGAUCAAGAAAGCAUUAUAUGGGAUCAAUGGCAUUUACGAUCUCUACAUAGACUUUCCUCAGCAGAAAUUGACCAUCAUUGGUUGGGCUGAUCCUGACAAGAUCAUGAAAGCUAUUAAGAAAACCAGGAAGAUUGCCACCAUCUGUUCCGAUCCCGAACAGCCCACGGAUCCUCAUGCUGCUGCCCAACCGCCGGAUCAUCAUCCGCCGCAGCAUCACGGUGGCGAAACGGCCAAUAUUCCAUCGCACGAGGUGGUGGUUGUGGGUGGGUCCAAUGGAAAUUCACACACUGAAAUAACACCAGGGCACGUGGUCGUCCACGAAACGCAUUCGGGCUCACACUCUGAUCCGACCGUCAUGACCCAGCCUCAUGGGUUGCAUGAGACUGGACAGGUCCAUGUCACCCACCAUCAGCCACCAGAACACGGCCAUGUCACUGUCCACCAAGCACCCGAACACGGCCACGUCACCUACCAUCAUGCACCUGAACACGGCCACGUCGUCCACCAUACCUCUGAGCCUGGCCACAUAGAUGAUAAUCGCCUGGAGAACAUUCUUGUAAAAGGUGAGACGUGGGAAUCUUGUAAAGUUGUAAACAUUUUAUGGCUUCAAUCCAAUGGCUUCGAAAUGUUACAGAAACAAUAA